AUGGCACCCAAGAAAAAGGGACAGAAGAUGGACUUGAACUCGUUCUUGGCCGACACCACCACUGGUGGAUCGUGGGCUGACGAGAUGGACGAGCUCCCGACCGGACCCUCGGCCGGCCCUACCUUUGGCGAGGGACCCGGACUCGGCGGCUCGCACCUCACCCGCGGAAUGGGCCAAGGCGACCGCUACGGCCCCCGCUCCGGCGGACCAGGCGGCUUCGGCGACCGCGACGACGGGCGUCCGCCCCGCGCCGAGGUCCCCUUCCCGACUGCGCCGCCUUACACCGCGUUCGUGGGCAACUUGAGCUUCGAGACGACCGAGGCGGACUUGGAGGACUUCUUCACCGGUCUCGGCGUCAAGUCGGUCCGCCUCGUCACCGGCAUGGACGGCAAGCCCCGCGGAUUCGGCUACGUCGAGUUCGAGACGGCCGACCACCUCUCGCAGGCUCUCUCCGCGUCGGGCCACGACCUCGGCGGUCGCGUCGUCCGCAUCUCAGUCGCCGAAGCGCAGACGAGCCGGAUGGGCCGCGCAGACGAGGCGAGCACGUGGGAGCGCACUGGGCCUCUUCCGGGUCUCCCUGGCCGCUCGGGCGGGUUCGGCGGAAUGUCGAGGGACCGUGGACCCCCUCGUGACGGACCGGGCGGCUUCGAGGAAAUCGAGCGCGACGCCCCGAUCCGCGGUGGAAAGUUCACGCCUUCUGCGCCUUCUGAGCCCCGUCGUGGGUUCUCGGGCUAUGGCGCGCCCGCUGGACCAGGCGGCGAAGGAGGACGUCCGCCUCGCUCGUUCGAGCCCGCACCGGAGAUCGAGCGCGACGCCCCCAUCCGCGGAGGCAAGUUCAUCCCCUCGGCGCCGCCUGCCGAGCGCGGCGAGAGGAGGCAGAUGUUUGCGGAUCGCGAGAGGACGGGUCCCGGUGCGGAUGAGGCGCAGACUUGGGAGAGGAGGGGACCGCUUCCUGGGCAGGAGAGGAAGGGCUUUGGAAGUGGCUUUGGAUCGAGGACUCCCUCGGACCCGCCUAUGACCCGCCGCCCUCUGCAGCUCUCCGCCCGCUCCGCCACCGGCACGCCCGGCGCCUCUCCUCCCUCCUCGACUCCCUCCACUCCCGCCGGCAGCUCGUCGCGCGCCAGUCCCUUCGGCGCCGCCAAGCCCAUCGACACCGCGUCGAAAGAGCGCGAAGUCGAGGAGAAACUCGCUGCGCGUCCUGCGCCUACGUUGCCGGAGAAGAAGGAGCGUAAGGAGGGUUUCGCGGGUGCGGGUGCGGGUGGGGAGAGGGGCGAGGGCGCGUGGGUCAGGAAGGGCCCGCUCGCACCGGCUGCGGCUAAGCCCAAGGACGUUGCGCCCCCUUUGCCUCCUGUCGAGAAGGACACGCCGCCCCAUGCCGCUGCUCCCGCUCAGCAGGGAGCGAAGAUUGAGAAGCCCGCGAUGAGGAAGGACGGGUUCAGUUACUCGAACGUUGCGGGUAAGAGCGAGGGAGGUGAGGUCGAGGAAGUCACCAAGGGCGUCGAGGCGCUUUGA
Messenger RNA from Rhodotorula toruloides NP11, 1512 nucleotides. RefSeq names its product translation initiation factor eIF-4B. The record is from RefSeq and is a predicted model, not a curated record. The transcript is spliced from 7 exons. Gene Ontology annotation, molecular function: RNA binding. Lineage: Eukaryota; Fungi; Basidiomycota; Microbotryomycetes; Sporidiobolales; Sporidiobolaceae. Bases 1 to 1512 code for a protein of 503 amino acids.